GCCCGCGGAGCGCGCCGCCUGGGGCGCGGCCGUCGGUGCCCUGCGCUUGGCUGCCGUGGACCCCGCUGCGCUCCCGGCUCUCUCCGCGCCCCAGACCUGGGGGCGAAACCCCUCUGCACGCUCUGCUCUGUUUCAUGCUGCUCAACAGAGAUGAACUGAGGAUGGGUCUGAGGAAGGCAUUCUCAGUUUCCAGAAUAUUCAGGUUGCACUUUUCUUUUAGAAAGUUUUCCUGGGAAGUUUACUCUCCCGCAGUGAAACCUUGACUCUCAGGAUGAUCCUGUCUAACGCCACGGCUGUGACACCCUUGCUGACCAAGCUGUGGCAGGGGACAGUUCAACCGGGCAACAACACAUCCAACCUGGCCCGCAGGUCCCUGGGCCACGAUGACGGCAAGCUGGCGGCACUCUACAUCCUCAUGGUGCUUGGCUUUUUCGGCUUCUUCACCCUGGGCAUCAUGCUAAGUUACAUCCGCUCCAAGAAACUGGAGCACUCCCAUGACCCGUAUAAUGUGUACAUCGAGUCUGACACCUGGCAGGAGCAGGACAAGGCGUACUUCCAGGCCCGGAUUCUGGAGAGCUGCAGGGCGUGUUAUGUCAUUGAAAACCAGCUGGCUGUAGAACGACCCAAUGCAUACCUUCCUGAGAUGAAGCUGUCAUCCUGACCCCGAGACUGGUCGGAAUUGGACAAAGCCUCCCUGAUGAUCUAAUUUUUCCAAUUACAUGUUCCUUAUAUUCUUUA
Messenger RNA from Balaenoptera acutorostrata (minke whale), 738 nucleotides. It is a transcript of the gene KCNE1, whose product is annotated as potassium voltage-gated channel subfamily E regulatory subunit 1. The record is from RefSeq and is a predicted model, not a curated record. The transcript has 3 exons. Lineage: Eukaryota; Metazoa; Chordata; Mammalia; Artiodactyla; Balaenopteridae. The coding region runs from base 272 to 661 and encodes 129 amino acids. Gene Ontology annotation, cellular component: membrane. Gene Ontology annotation, molecular function: transmembrane transporter binding; potassium channel regulator activity; delayed rectifier potassium channel activity. Gene Ontology annotation, biological process: regulation of ventricular cardiac muscle cell membrane repolarization; membrane repolarization during action potential; regulation of heart rate by cardiac conduction.